UCCAGCUCCGGCCCCUCGCCAUGGAGCCGGCCCACGAGGAGUCGACCGUCGACCCCCGCGGGGAGAGACAAGAGGUAGGAGCGGCGGCCAGCCCCAGUCCCGUCACCCGCCGCCCGGGCCGGAGCGGGGCAGGUCGAGCCCCCUGCUGCCUGUCCACCCUCCUCGGCGGCAGCCACCGGGAGGCAGCUCGAGGGAAGGGGCCGCCCAAGCCCCCGGUGGAAGCCCCAGUGGCCCGCAAGAAGAGCCGCACCCUCUACCGGGCAGACCAACUGGAGGAGCUGGAGAGGGUGUUCCGGGAAGAUCACUACCCAGACAGCGACAAGCGACGGGAGAUCGCCCUGUCCGUGGGGGUCACUCCGCAGCGCAUCAUGAUCUGGUUUCAGAACCGGAGGGCCAAGUGGCGGAAACUGGAGAAGCUGAAUGGGAAGGAGAAGAAGCCGGACGGUCCGGCCCCCGGUCCCGGCCUCGAUCACUGUGGCCCCGCCUCUGACCACCUGCCCCCGCUGCCGAUGGAUCCACUGCUCACUGGGUUUCCUCCCCACCCACUUGCGCCAGACCCUACGCCGCUGCUGGCCUACGACCCCCUUACUCCGGGGCUCCAGCCGAGGUCAGGGGGAACCCGGAGGGCGGAGGUGACGCCACCGCUUCCCAGCCCCCCGCCCAUUCGCAGGGCCAGCCUCCCGUUCCCCCUUGGCCCUUCCCGGAGCCCCCAUCUAGUGCCCCUGCUGCUGGACACCCCAACCGGUGGCUGCAGCCCCGAAGGGCCCUGGGGAACCAGCGUCGCCGCCUCUGCCUCCUGCUCUUACGUCGACCGGCCGGGCCCCGGGCCCUGCCCGGAGCCUCGGGGCUACCACCCUGGCAGGCAGCCUGGGGGCUUUCCGCUCCCCCAGUACCCCCCCAACCAGCUCCACCCCUUCCCCCUCCCCACCUCGAGCUUGGGGCUGCCCCCCAGCGCCCACCUGACCCCCCCACCGCCCGAAGCGCCGCCCGCCACUGCCUUCUUCGCCUUCGCUUAUGGAGCUGCGGGAGCCCCCCGGGGUGGAUAUUUCCCCGGCCCUCAAGGAGGGCAAACCCUGCUGCCGCUGCAGACUGAGAACCCAGGCGCCGUCACCGCCCUCCAGCCCGUCCCCUGGAGCGAUCCUUGCCUGCUGGGCGCCCCCUUCUCCAGCCAGCUGGGCCCGGGCCCCCAGGCCGGAGGGGACCGCUACCUCCUGGAGCCCGCUCCCUUCGGCGGUGCCGCUGCCGCCGGUAGCCAGCCGGCCCCCGGCUUGGCCCCCUUCCCCGGGGGGGCCCCGCUCGGCGACGGCGAGAAGCAGCCGGGGUUCAGCGCCCCGAGAGAGAGCCGCGACCCUGGCCCCGGCGGAGCCGCUUUUCCAGAGGAGACUGAGGAUUGAGAAAGAGAAGAGAGGAGGGACCAUACCUUGCUGAAACUCAGGGGGAAAAGGGGCUUCUGGGUUGUACCCCUGCCCCAGCGCUCCCCCCGUCUCCCUGCCCGCCGAGCCUCCCCCGGGCUGGGCCUUGGGCCUUUCUGUUGAGUCUUUCGCUUAUCCGUUGCCCGGAGUUGGGGCGGGGACUGUGUAAAAUGGUUCUCUUCUUCUU
This is a messenger RNA of Ornithorhynchus anatinus (platypus), 1599 nucleotides long. It is a transcript of the gene NOBOX, whose product is annotated as NOBOX oogenesis homeobox. Lineage: Eukaryota; Metazoa; Chordata; Mammalia; Monotremata; Ornithorhynchidae. The coding region runs from base 21 to 1394 and encodes 457 amino acids. Gene Ontology annotation, molecular function: RNA polymerase II cis-regulatory region sequence-specific DNA binding; DNA-binding transcription factor activity, RNA polymerase II-specific. The transcript is spliced from 9 exons. The record is from RefSeq and is a predicted model, not a curated record. Gene Ontology annotation, biological process: regulation of transcription by RNA polymerase II.